AGACUAAAAAGCCUUUCUUUAUGUAUAAUAUAAUUAUUUAAGAUUUUAAACAUGGCAAAUAUAGAGCUAGCGCGUGAUGUUCAAAAUCUUCGAGAAAACAUAUCCCGUUUAUUUAACGGCGAAGCGAGAAUUAUCGACUUCAACACGGAAGAACCAAGUAUUAAAGUAGAACUGUACUUCAAAACUGGCUUCUAUAAAGGAGGGACGUUUGUUUUCCACGUAAAGCUUUCGCCGAACUACCCACAUGGAGAACGGGUUGUUAUAUUUCUAACCAAAAUCUUCCAUCCUGGUGUUGAUGAGGAGAAAUGUAGCCUUUCUGGCCUAGAUAUCAGUUAUGGCAGUUUAGAAGAGAUUGUUAAGGAUGUAUACAAUCAAAUCAGAAACCCAAAUUUUCAAGCUAUUCAGCAUCCACUAUUUUAUGAUGACUUGUUCAUCGAAGACCAAAGUGUAUUAAGGGCAAAAUUUGCUGAAGACGUUCAGAUGUCAUUAAAAGUUGAUGAAAUUUUGGCAGAAAUGAAUGCAUUAGGUAAAACAGUGGUGGGACCAAAAUAAUCAUGGUCCUGGAAAUGCCAGUGAAGUAUCAUAAUUUUUUGCUAUUAUUCAUGUAUUGUUUAUGCAGCAGUUUAGUCAUACCAUGUAUACUCCAACUUGUUAUAGUUUAAUUAUUUGAACUGUUUAUAAUGUUAUACCAAAUUGAAAUUACCUGUUUAUCCCAGUAUAUAUGUUAUUUCAACAUUGAUAGAAAAUAAUUCCAAAGUUUUAUAUCAAGAUUUUUGUCAGGGCCCUAACAUAUUAUUUUCAAUGUUAGAAAGCCAUAGUUAGAAAUCUAAUUCAAAAGUUUUAAAAAAAAUUAAUGCAAGAAUGGUAUCUGGCAUCCAAACCAAAUAGAAGAAACAAAUUCUGAAUUUAAGGUGUAGUGUACAAGGGUUUUAGUGGGGGAAUUCAAAAUUUUGGAAAAUCGGAAAAAUUGGAUCUGUGUUUAUUUAUGGUACAAAUUCAUGAUUAAGGAAAGGAAAUCUAGAAUAGAAGGUAUAGAAUCUGCGGUUUAAAGAGAAAAACAUAUAAUGAAAGAUCUUAAAAAUCCUGGUUGUGGAAUUAGUUAUUCUCCCAAGCAAAUCUAUUUUUCUUUAAUUUAAUAUAUCUAUAAACUGUUUAAUUGGAGGUUCUUCAAUAUUGAAGUAUAUACAACAGGCAUUUAUAAGAUACAUAUCUUGUAGGAAGAUUCCUAGAUAACAAGAAUAUUUAAUACCAAGAAUAUUUAAUAAUGAAAUAUAGAAAUAUUAUUUGUCAUUUUAUAUUAAAACUAUACGUACCAGAAUUUUUUAUUCACUUAUCGCUUCACGGCUGCUUUUAAAACCUAUCAGUUCAUUAUCGUUGCUUGAGAAAAAAAGUAACUCUCCGAUCAAAUCUCUGUUACCUUUAGACAGUUUUAACCAUGGAUUUGGCAGUGUUUUCGACAGGUUUUCUAUUCGUAUUGAAAAAGAAAGUCGCCAUUUUGGAUGAAAAAUUGGCGCCAAAAUAUUGCUAAAAACCAGGGCGCUUCGAACAACAAUGGCAUGAUGGUGUUCGAACAACUUCGAUUGUGAUUGGUUCAUUCGUUCACAUGACUUUAAAUAAAUGCAAUGUUUCCCGCCAGGGAAACAAGUUAAAAAUUGUUGCCUGCAUAUAAAUGAAAAGACGCUGAAAUGUAUUUAUAUUUUAGUGCUUUCCGUGAGCUAUAAUUUAUGUUAGGUAUUUAUAGUAUGGGACUAUGGGAAUUAAUCUUGCAGUCUGCCAUAAUAUAU
Dendronephthya gigantea is the source of this 1784-nucleotide messenger RNA. RefSeq lists its product as uncharacterized. The transcript has 2 exons. NCBI's taxonomy places the organism in Eukaryota, Metazoa, Cnidaria, Anthozoa, Malacalcyonacea, Nephtheidae. The record is from RefSeq and is a predicted model, not a curated record. The coding region runs from base 52 to 552 and encodes 166 amino acids.